Messenger RNA from Pan troglodytes (chimpanzee), 6568 nucleotides. It is a transcript of the gene FRS2, whose product is annotated as fibroblast growth factor receptor substrate 2. The transcript has 12 exons. NCBI's taxonomy places the organism in Eukaryota, Metazoa, Chordata, Mammalia, Primates, Hominidae. The record is from RefSeq and is a predicted model, not a curated record. Gene Ontology annotation, cellular component: cell-cell junction; cytoplasm. The coding region runs from base 811 to 2337 and encodes 508 amino acids. Gene Ontology annotation, molecular function: transmembrane receptor protein tyrosine kinase adaptor activity; fibroblast growth factor receptor binding. Gene Ontology annotation, biological process: fibroblast growth factor receptor signaling pathway.
GCCCCGCCCCGCCCUGGAGGCCCUGGCAGCUCCGGGCUGAGAGCAGUUCCGGUGCCAAAACCCUUCCCUCCCCCGCUCCCCCGGAAGUGCUUUUCCAGGAUUCGGGCCGGAGAGAGGCCUUGUAGGCACAGCGGCUGAGACUCGAUCUGCUCCAAGUAGGGGCUCCAGCGCGGGUCGGAGUCUGGGGGUUCGCGCCCGCCGACCCGCGCCCUGCUCCCUCUCAGCACCUGGGCGGACGAUUGAAGGUUUGUGGCAACCCUGUAUUCAGAAUUCUGUAUCAGUGCCAUUUUUCCAGCCGGCGUGUGCUUACUUCAUGUCUCUGGGUCACAUUUUGAAAUGACCAUUAAGGAGUAGAUGCCCAGAUGCAAAAGUGAUGAAACAGUCCAUUUGUCAUAAAGUAAGAUGAAGCUGUGGCAUGUCAACCAGCUUGGAACAAAAUUGUAUCUGUUUUUCUCAGAAGAGAAUUCCACAAGGAGAUUUUCUUCUUUCUACCGGCAUCAAGAUCAAGCAGGCAAGUUUACUUGCUGUCAUCUUCUACAAGGUUAAAUCAGCAAACAAAGAAAACAUGGUAUUUUGAAAUAUGAUUAAACUCCUGAUGCUGCAGCAGAGGCUAAGAAUAUUAAUGGCCAGAUCUAGAAUAUGUGCCAUGUCUGAGGCAGGAGAAUCUCUUGAACCUGGGGGGCGGAUAUUGCAGUGAGCCGAGAUCACGCCAUAGCACUCCAGCCUGAGCAACAAGAGCGAAAUUCCAUCUUGGGGGAUUUAAAAAAAAAAGAAUAUGUGCCAUUGCACACAUGGUCUUCUGAAGAAGCCAUGGGUAGCUGUUGUAGCUGUCCAGAUAAAGACACUGUCCCAGAUAACCAUCGGAACAAGUUUAAGGUCAUUAAUGUGGAUGAUGAUGGGAAUGAGUUAGGUUCUGGCAUAAUGGAACUUACAGACACAGAACUGAUUUUAUACACCCGCAAACGUGACUCAGUAAAAUGGCACUACCUCUGCCUGCGACGCUAUGGCUAUGACUCGAAUCUCUUUUCUUUUGAAAGUGGUCGAAGGUGUCAAACUGGACAAGGAAUCUUUGCCUUUAAGUGUGCCCGUGCAGAAGAAUUAUUUAACAUGUUGCAAGAGAUUAUGCAAAAUAAUAGUAUAAAUGUGGUGGAAGAGCCAGUUGUAGAAAGAAAUAAUCAUCAGACAGAAUUGGAAGUCCCUAGAACACCUCGAACACCUACAACUCCAGGAUUUGCUGCUCAGAACUUACCUAAUGGAUAUCCCCGAUAUCCCUCAUUUGGAGAUGCUUCAUCCCAUCCUUCAAGCAGACAUCCUUCUGUGGGAAGUGCUCGCCUGCCUUCAGUAGGGGAAGAAUCUACACAUCCUUUGCUUGUGGCUGAGGAACAAGUACAUACCUAUGUCAACACUACAGGUGUGCAAGAAGAGCGGAAAAACCGCACAAGUGUGCAUGUUCCAUUGGAGGCGAGGGUUUCUAACGCUGAAAGCAACACACCAAAAGAAGAACCAAGUAGUACUGAGGACAGGGAUCCUCAGAUUCUUCUUGAACCUGAAGGAGUCAAAUUUGUUUUAGGGCCAACCCCUGUUCAAAAGCAGUUAAUGGAAAAAGAGAAACUGGAGCAACUUGGAAGAGAUCAAGUUAGUGGAAGUGGAGCAAAUAACACAGAAUGGGACACUGGCUAUGACAGUGAUGAACGAAGAGAUGCACCCUCUGUUAACAAACUGGUGUAUGAAAAUAUAAAUGGGCUAUCUAUCCCUAGUGCCUCAGGGGUCAGGAGAGGUCGUCUGACAUCCACCAGUACCUCAGAUACCCAGAAUAUCAACAACUCAGCUCAGAGAAGAACUGCAUUAUUAAACUAUGAAAAUCUACCAUCUUUGCCUCCUGUUUGGGAAGCCCGCAAGCUAAGUAGAGAUGAAGAUGACAAUUUAGGACCAAAGACCCCAUCUCUAAAUGGCUACCAUAAUAAUCUAGAUCCAAUGCAUAACUAUGUAAAUACAGAGAAUGUAACAGUGCCGGCAAGUGCUCACAAAAUAGAAUAUUCAAGGCGUCGGGACUGUACACCAACAGUCUUUAACUUUGAUAUCAGACGCCCAAGUUUAGAACACAGGCAGCUUAAUUACAUACAGGUUGACUUGGAAGGUGGCAGUGACUCUGACAACCCUCAGACUCCAAAAACGCCUACAACUCCCCUUCCACAAACCCCUACCAGGCGCACAGAGCUGUAUGCCGUGAUAGACAUCGAGAGAACUGCUGCUAUGUCAAAUUUGCAGAAAGCACUGCCACGAGAUGAUGGUACAUCUAGGAAAACUAGACACAAUAGUACUGAUCUGCCCAUGUGAGCCUGGAAAGCAUUAUGUUGUUUGCACCUUUGUGAAGUUUUUAAAAAUGAAGAUGCAAGUGCUUCAUUUUCAUUUCUAAACACUAACUCCUUUUAUAGACUGAUAAAAUUUUUUUCUGAAUAUUUCAUGUGCAUCUUUAACUAAAGGGAAUUAAUGUAGAGCAGGUACUCCUUAAAGAACACUAAUUUCAUUAUAUACUACUCGUUGUACAGCAGCAUUCCCGUUUUCACAGUGCCUAUUUAAAAUGAGAGUUGAAGUAAAUGACAUGCUGGUUGAUUUUUAUCAAUAUUCUGGACUUAACGCAUAUCUUUCAUGUCUAAGUCAUGGUUGGCUUUUAAAACUUUUUAUAAAGCCUCUUGACAAUGUACAUUGCUAACAGGUAACUAUAGGCUUUGAAAGUAAUGCUCGUAGAUUCAGUGUUCACAGUAUGUGGCCUCCAGCAUGUAACAUGAGGAAUCCUUUAUUUCAUUAAUUAAUGGCUUUUUGACUUGAGCCAAAACAUAUGUAAAGGAAACAGAAGUACCGCACCUCCUCUUACACCAGUCAGCUCCUUUGCCUUCAGUGUUACUAGAAAGCGACCUGUGUCCAUGAGUGUGCUUUGCUGUUGGUGCACUGAAAGGCAGGAAGGAGACAAGAUUUUCUAUUUACUCAUCUCAUGAUGUCAUUUGAAGGGCAUGUCCAGAUAUCUUAAAAUUAUAAUAGGCUCAAGAAUCAGUCUCAGGUCACUUUACCCAAAAACAUUUGAAAAUCUGAACCACAAUCUCCUGAAAGUUUUUCUCCUAUAGAUUAUUGACAACACAUUGUUUUCUGGAGGCAUUUGUGCCAUUAGGUUUCCAUUUAUCUUCAGUUUUUUUCUUUGGUGUUUGGGAUGUCUUAUUUUGUUGCCUUAUGUCCUUUUCAAUUUAAAAUGUUUGAGUUUGUAUAUAGUUUUGAAAUUGGAUUAUGUGUUCAUUGUUGUUUAGUUUGCAUUUUUGUCAAAUUAUGGUUUUGAAGGUUCAUUUGGAACUUACUGUUAUUCUGUAACAGGGUUGCCCUUGUCCAGUAUUUAUUUAUAUGCUGUUUACUUUUCAAGUUGAUAAAAACAUUCUCCAAUUCUAAAUUUGCUUGUGUCCAUAGGUGAUCUCUUUAGCAAACUGAGAAAAAAAGGAAGAUACUUUUAACAUGCAAAGUUCCCUCAGGGUGUACCGUGUUGUCUCUGUGGGCACUCUUCCCCAGCACUUUAGCAGUAAUUCCCCCAGCUACACGCUGCAGUUGUACUCUGCCCACUCUAGUGUUCCUCAGCUCUGCUGUCCUUUUACUUGUAGCUGGAUCUUUGAUUAUCCUUCGAUUUCCAUGAAAUAUUAAUAUUGUUGCCAGCAUAGCAGGUACAGUGGAAGUCUUGUAGCAGUGAGAUUGUAUCAUAAUUUAGGAUUUAAAAUGAAUUAAAGUUUAUAUAAACUGAAGAGUCUCCAUAUGUCAAACUCUUGGAAAAUCAAAGAUGUUCCAAUUUCCUAAACACUAGAGAAUACGAGAGAAGGUAGAGUGGAAAAGGUUAGGUAACCUUGCAAAAUAUUUUACUAUUUUCUCUAAAUAUGAGGAAGUUUGAGAUUAUGAUCUGGAUCUACCAGAUAUAACUAAGGUUAAUUUAGCAUGAAAAAGUUUUAGUCAUAUUAGCAUCCAACCUAUUCAGUAACCGAAUCAUAGGACAAUGAUGGAUUAGGAGAACAAUAGAGUGGGAUCAUUAUAAAGAAAAUAAAUUAUUAAAGGUGUCUUUAUCGUUUUCAGUGCCAUUUUUAGUGUCUUUACUAUAAAUCAAUAUCAGUGUAUUUUAUCAUUCUAUGUGCAUAGCAGAAUUUUCUUUUCUCCCUUUUGUUCCCCUGUGAACUUGGUGCUUAUUAAAGUGCUCACUGUUCUCUUAAAAGAGAGCAGUGGUAUAGGUGUGCAGUUUCCGUGAUGCAGGUUCCAUUUUUAAUAUAUUGUUCCACUUAUCCUUUCUUCUGAGUAAAUUGCUAAUUGUGCCAAAUUUAUGUAAUAGUUUUUGUAAUGUGGAAUAAGAAUUAUGAUGGAACCAUUGCACAGUUUUUUCUGAAACAGCCAGUCAAGGCAGAACAUUAAUCUCCAAGUGAAAGGGCUGAUCUAUUUAUUCAUUUUGGAGGUUGGGUACUUUAUUCUUUCUUCCCGUCAUCCUUUUCAUUGUUUCCCCCGGAUUCUAAUUAGUUUUUAUUUUUUUAGAUAACUCCAAUAUAAUCAUUACAGUUUAUGCUUUAAAUACUAUGUGCUUUAAAAAGGAAAAUGGGACCAAUUUGUCUGCUAAGAAUUUGAUUUUAGGUACUAUAAGAGUAUUAGGAAAAUAUAUGCAACUGGUGUUAAUUUCUAGAUAUUUUCUAGAAAUCACUUGUGUUCCUAUUUAAUAAAAGGUAAUUUAGAAUACUACUUGUCCUUUGCAGUAGUUUAGUAAUGGGCAUUAAGCUGUGUCCUCGAAGGAUGUACCUAUUACUAGGUGCAUUUUAGAAUGAAAUAUUGAUAUUUUAUUAGCAUAUAAUUGUGGCCAUAUAUCUCAGAUUUUCUGAGGCAGAUCUAAUUUUAGAUAAUUCUGUUGGUAGACCAUGUGAUCCUUCUUUUUGGUUUUGGAAGUAUAAUCAUUGUUAAUGUUUUCCCUCCAAAUAGAAUACUGUUUUAUCCAUACAAAUCAUAACAGCAUCUAUCCCAUGCUAGGGUUGGAAACUGAUAUUGGUAUUACUUGUGUUUUUUCUUAGUGUGUUUUAUUUCCCAGUUUCAUCUUCUUUUAAAAAUGAAAAUAUGGUGCCUUCCCUCCCUCCAGGAAGACUGGCAAAUAUUUCCUUUUAUUUACUGCUGCUGUGGAGUGAUGAGAUAUGCACUUUACUCUUUAAGAUUCAGCAAAAAGCUUUUCACUUCUCAGUAUAUCCAGAAUACAUCAUAUCUGGGACUUAGGAAAAUUUGCCAAGCAAUCUUUGUUUUUAUAGAUACUAAUGUUGACCCUCUCCAGCGUUCAAUGUUAUAAAUAGAACAAGUCAAGCUAGUGUUUGUUUAUCUCCUCCCCCUCCCCAAAACUGUGGCACAGCAUAUAAAAAUGUACCUCAAUAAUGUUCUAUUAAAAAUGGGACAGGGGCCUUAUGUUUUCAUAAUUUCCCAACAAUGUGCCGCCAUAUUUUUGCCUCAAGGUAAAGGUUUUAACAGAUGAAAAAGUACUUCCCAAUUCCCCCGUGCUAUUCCUAACCUAUAAUGCCCAAAUGUUUUGUGCAAUGUGUAGUGUGUGUGUAUAAAUACAUAUAUUCUUGAAAUAGACAUACCAUCAGAGACAUCAUUCACAAGUAACUGAUGUAUUGGCAUCUCAUUCAUAUUUCUGAUGUGUGAGGUAUAUGGUACUAAUUACCUUUUCCUUGAUGUUUGCCAAAUUUGAAUAAAGGCAUUGGUACGAAAUUACAGAAUGUAAAGAAAAUGUUUUUGGCUUGAAAAAUUAACAAAUAUUUUAUGACGUACCACAGUAUACUCUGCCCAAACCAGCACCCUAUCUAUCUUUCCUGUUCUUUACAUCCCUGUUCCCCAUCCCUACUUCCUCAUUUUUGGGGUAUAACACAGUUCUUUUGUAGCAUCAUUAUAAUUGCAGUUCUAUGGCAAUUGGACAGUUAUAGCAUGGAAACAGACUGGUAUAAAUAGUACAGUAGUCACCAGUGUGCCACAUUUGCAUUAGUAAUGCAAAAUAUACAUUUUAUAAAGGACAAACUUUGUGUUAUGUUUUAUUUUCAUUACAUUGUAUAAUAUUGUAAGACUAUUGUAUGUCCUAAUUUGCAUUAUAAAUGUUUUUUUCCUACGUAAAGGCAUAAAUAUAGCAACUUUGUAUAAAGGUAGCUUAUUAGAUUUUUAAUUUUUUCUUUUAUAAAAAAUUGUCCAACAGUGGGACUACCAUUGCCAAAUUGUAUAUGAAAUAUGAAUUUUACCCCCAUGGUUAAUUUCUUUUAUAAACAUUCCAUAUUUCUCUAAUAAAAAGACAUAAGUGAUACUGUACUAUGCAUACAUUGUAUCUUAAUGCUGUUUCAGAUCAGCAUUUUAAAUUUUGGUUUGCAUUUUUAAUAUUGGCAAAACGUAACCACUGUUAAUUAAAACCUCGUUGUAUAUGUAACAACAUAAUUUGCCCUCUAUCCCUUCCCACCCUUUGUUCUCUAUUUCUCCCUAUCAGUGCCAACUUCAUACAUUUUGUAGCAUGGCAAUAAAAUAUAACUUUUACACUGAG